AUGGGCGAUCUCCCAGCAGCACGGAUAACAGAAUCACGGCCGUUCACCAACAUCGGAAUAGACUAUUGCGGGCCCUUUUUUGUCAAGGAACGAAAGGAUCACAACCGACGGAAGAUAAAGGUGUACGUGGCAAUCUUUAUAUGUCUCGCAGUAAAAGCAGUUCACAUUGAGCUGGUUAGUGACCUCACAAGCGAGGCUUUCAUUGCUGCACUACGAAGAUUCAUUGCUCGCCGAGGAUUCUGCUCAAGUAUCCACACGGACAACGGCACCAACUUCGUCGGCGCAAACAACGAGCUCCGAGAACUACGGAACCUCCUACGGUCCGACGAUCAUAAGGCAAAGGUUCAGUCCUUUUUAGCCGACAGACAGAUCGAGUGGCACUUCAUUCCUCCCAAUUCACCGCAUUUCGGCGGGUUGUGGGAAGCUGCAGUGAAGUCUUUCAAACGACACCUCAGACGUGUCGCAGGUAACGAGCUUCUAUCAUUAGAGGGCCUUAACACCCUCAUCAUUGAGAUCGAGUCGAUCCUCAAUUCCCGUCCGCUGACUCCGAUCUCCACCGAUCCAAACGAUCUCCUCGUCCUUACUCCCGGUCACUUCCUUAUCGGAGAUUCACUAACAUGUUUACGAGAUCGAGAGUUCACAGAUACUCCAACCAAUCGUCUAUCCAGCUGGCAACAUAUUCAACAGCUCAAGCAGCACUUCUGGCGCCGCUGGCAUCGAGAGUAUCUCAAUGAGUUAAACGUACGCAACAAAUGGAGCAAGGGGAGUCACGACAUUCGAGAAGGGAUCAUCGUCCUCCUCAGAGACGAUAACGCCCCCCCAAUGCAAUGGCCACUGGGCAGAAUCAUCAAGGUCCAUCCCGGCGCAGACGGCAUCAUCCGGACGGCUACCGUUCGAACAGCAACGAAUUCCAUAGAUCGGAGCAUCAAACGGAUGGUACCACUACCGAGCAGAUCGACACCAGAUGACUCCAACCUAAUCAGCAGCAACGCGGACUAA
Bombus pascuorum is the source of this 999-nucleotide messenger RNA. RefSeq lists its product as uncharacterized. Gene Ontology annotation, molecular function: nucleic acid binding. The record is from RefSeq and is a predicted model, not a curated record. NCBI's taxonomy places the organism in Eukaryota, Metazoa, Arthropoda, Insecta, Hymenoptera, Apidae. The transcript has a single exon. Gene Ontology annotation, biological process: DNA integration. Bases 1 to 999 code for a protein of 332 amino acids.